UUUUAUUUUUUUUAAAUAGGUUUCGAUACGCAUUCUAAAUGAGUAUUUUAUAAAAUUAGUUGCAUAAAUAUGCAUGUACACGCCUUAUCUGUUGCUCUGCUACAACACUAGAGAUACAAACUUAUUGUUUUUAACUUUUCUCUAUAAUUUUAGGUGAAGCUAUCAUUUCUAAUGGUCGGGCAUACUCAUGAGGACAUUGAUCAGGUGUUUUCAAGGAUAAGUUGCCACAUGAAACAUGUAGAUGCCCCAACAUUACCGGCUCUCCUACAUGCAAUUGGUGAUUCAACAACACCUUCACCACAAGUUGUAAAUCUGGAAGGCAUAUACAACUACAAGGCAACUUUAGAAAAUGUUAGAGGAAUGAUUGAAGGAAUAUCAGGGCCUCAUCAGUUCAUGAUAAAGAAGAAAGAGGGGAAGGUAAUUCUUCACUAUAAGGACUGGCCUAUAGACAAGAGCUACAAAACCUUAGAUAUACAUGAGAGAAUUCCGGAAGACUUGUCUGUAGAGCCAGUUCUCAUGAACCCCAAAAUGAAAGAGGAGGCAAAGAAAAUGGAAAACGAAAUUGAAAAAUGGAAAAUGAGCGGCAGGCUAGGAGAGGAGGAGGUACUUUGGUGGAGGAAUUAUUUAAAACUGAAAGUGAUGAAGCCUAAUGUACCAAAGGUGAACCAGCUCCCAAAGUAUAAGCCACCUGUUCAGAAUCCUCAUAUUAUCAAUGAAAAUGUGAUACAAGCAAUUCAAUUAGCAGAGGAAAAGGAGAAAAAAAGAUCAAAUUUAAAACUGAAAGGAAGGAAAGGUGUAAAAAAAACCAGGAAGUGAAUAAACUGUGUUUGAUAAAAGUGGUGAAGGUUUUGGCGCUGUCUGUAUGGAGUAUAUGACUGAAAAUCUUAGAAAAAAGUGGUUUUUUAUCAUUUGUUUAUUUGCCAUUGGCACAAUUAAAGAAUAGAAACAUGUUGUGUAAACUAAAUAUCAGUUAAGUAAAUACUUUAUCUUAGAUUUUUUUGCAAAGAACAUGCUAUUUAUUUUACAAAUAUUUAAUUUUGGGGCCACUAAAUUUGGACAUGUUUU
Molecule: messenger RNA, 1065 nt
Organism: Ruditapes philippinarum (Manila clam)
Lineage: Eukaryota; Metazoa; Mollusca; Bivalvia; Venerida; Veneridae
Exons: 1
Coding region: 172-816 (214 amino acids)
Source: RefSeq, a predicted model, not a curated record